This is a messenger RNA of Cuscuta epithymum, 1971 nucleotides long. Lineage: Eukaryota; Viridiplantae; Streptophyta; Magnoliopsida; Solanales; Convolvulaceae. The record is from the annotation of a GenBank genome assembly.
GCCUAUGGUAUAGGUGAGGCCACAUAUUUGACCAACUGCCAUCAAUUUCCUUCAGUUAGACGUGUAAACAUCUGUUUCUCGGAAUCGAUCGGGCGCCGUAUAUGAGGUUUGGUUGAAACUUGAAAGCAUACAUUGCAGUUCAAACUCCAAACCGUGGUUGUUUUCGAAUACCGGAUCACCGGAGGUCGAGGGUAAAGAGGAGAACAUGGCGGCGGAAUCAAACAGUAUAGAAGUGAGUGGCAUGCAAUUCGGGUACGAUCUCCAAACGCCCCUGUUCUUCGAUUUCAGCCUUAAGGUUCCUCCAGGAUCUCGGUGCCUGCUCGUCGGCGCUAAUGGAACCGGGAAGACGACUUUGCUCAGAAUUUUGGCGGGGAAGCAUAUGGUGGGUGGAAGAGAUGUCGUCCGGGUUCUGAAUUCUUCCGCUUUUCAUGAUACGCGCCUUGUUUGUAGUGGCGACCUGGCAUAUCUGGGCGAAUCUUGGAGUAAAAAUGUUGGCUCGGCUGGUGAAAUCCCACUCCAGGGAGACUUCUCAGCUGAGCAUAUGAUAUUUGGAGUUGAAGGAGUGGAUCCUAUUAGGAGAGAGAAGCUGAUUGAGCUGCUAGACAUAGAUCUGCAGUGGCGGAUGCACAAGGUGUCUGAUGGUCAGCGUCGUAGAGUCCAGAUCUGUAUGGGAAUUCUUCAUCCCUACAAGGUUCUUUUGCUUGAUGAGGUUACUGUUGACCUAGAUGUUGUUGCGAGGAUGGAUUUACUUGACUUUUUUAAGGAGGAAUGUGAACAGAGGGGGGCAACAAUAGUAUAUGCAACACACAUAUUUGAUGGACUAGAAACUUGGGCAACAGACUUAGUCUACAUCCAAGAUGGUGUUUUGAGGAGGUCUGAGAAGCUUUCAGAACUCGCUGAAUUGAAGACUUGUCCCAAUUUGCUAUCAGUGGUGGAGAAAUGGCUCCGGUCCGAGACCCCUAUAGAGAAAAAGAAAACCGAGAUCGACCACCCAGCUGGUGCACCUAAGAAAUCGUCCCCUUUUGAUGCUUCUCCCUUUCGCUCAUCUAGACACAUGGCUUAUUAUCGUUGAUGGCUACCAGUUGAACGUCUAUAAUGCAACAUGAGCAUAUCUUCUUGUUCAGGGAAAACACAAGGAAAUAAUGCAAACGAAUGAAGAUAUCAUAUUUCUUUGGAAAUGUCUGGAUCUCAACAAAUGCUAGGGGAAGGAAGUAAAUAUACUAAGGCACUGUUCGAUACCAAUUUUUUAAAUUAGAAACAAAGUUCAGAAAAUCAAAAGGAGUUGUUUUCAGUUUUUGGUGUUGCCAAUUUUCAAAAUUAGCAUGAUCAUUUUAAGCAUGAUAGUAUUACAUGUUCAUUCAUUAUACGGCAUAUGUCAUAUACCUUUUAAAGUCUAUAUUUUCUUCUGUGUAUUUUAAAUGGAAGCUGAAAUUUAAAUUUUUUGAAGUGAUUUUUUCUGGUUUUUAAAUUUACAAUGUCAAGGAAAAAGAAACUAUCAUCUUUCCCAUAUAAAAUUACAUCUUUACUUUGUUUCCCUAGCAUUUUCCACGAAACAAACAGACCCUUGAGUUUUGAAACCAAACCGCCUCUGGGUGGAUUUAUUCACGUUAUUUCCUCGUGUUUUUCAUACGUAGUAUAUGGGAGGAUUUACUCCAAUCACAUAAUAAAGGUCUGUGAAGGCGCUAGGCAGGGGAUCUCCGGGUCUGGUUUGUAAUAAGGUAUUGUUUGGUUGAUUUGCCUAAAAUGAAUUUCAGGAAUUUGUAUACCAUCUACCAACACCGAGUGCAAUUCUUGUAAGGUUUUAUGAAAUUCAUUCCACAUUGUACUCAUUCAUGAUUACUGCUAUGAGUGCAUGUAUGGAGAAAUGGUCUGGUUCAUCCGGACUGACAGGAAUAGUUGUUUGACCAUCGGACCAUGCCCGUUUGAGGGCUUUUUGGGUCGAAUUGUUUGAUGAAAUGUAGAACAUUCACA